AUGUGCCACGUAUCCACUGCGCUGUGGCAGGAGGCGCUGCACCAUCGCAACUCGCUGUGGCUCGAUUUGUUGACGGACCGCCAUCCGACUACAAACAAGAAGAUGGGCAUGUCUAACUCGUGGGGUGUUCCGACGGAAGUCGGGAUGAGCCAAAAGGUCGUGAUAUGGCUAAACUACGCGUACACUGCCUUCCCAGACGUGCCGUACUUGAUGAAGGGCGAUGACGACAUGUACCUGAAGGUACCGCAGUACCUCAGCGACCUACGCUACACGCAACAGGGUGAGUGGGGGAGACCGCGUAGCUUGAUGGCGACCAUUCCGCACGGCGACGUUAUACCGGCGACGCUGGGCAUCGAUGGCACGAUGGAUUGCCUGUAUCGAGUGUGGCGGCUGCACUACGGUGACAUCAUAUAUGGCAACGGGGUGGGCUACAUUCUGGACCGACGCCUCGUACAAGCUGCGCUGAACCCAUUUGAUAGCAGCAAUGCUCUUCUGCUCAAGCUGUUGACCGAGCCGUACAAUUCCAGCCUGCACAACGAAUACCUCAGCUUGAUCAUGCAGUAUGAAGAUGUGCUUGUGGGGAAACAGGUGAAAGAUCACCUCGGGGCUGUGAGGCAGUUGUGCCCGGGGCGGCGCGUGUGCUACAUGGCGGACAGGAGGUCCCGGGCACACCAGAUUCUGCGACCAGUAGCUUCCAGACUCACAUGGAACUCGGUGAUGACGCACUUUGGAAUGCCAGCGAUACCCUACUAUGUCCACUACUUCCACAAGAACGAGCUCAAGGUGGCAGAGGAGGCUAAGCGCCUGAUUGAGCGGGGGUUCGACGUGAAUGCAAUUGAGGCGAAUGCUACAAAGUGCAUGGAAGACUGGGUGACCUCGCAGGUACCGAAGACCCUGGUGGGCCUGGGAAGCGUACUCGAUCUGAGCUGGGUACGCGGCAAGCCACGCACCACGUAUGUUGUGGCCGAGGAGGACGACGUCGCGGUGUAUGAUGUUCGGUACAAACGCGCCAAAGCGCACAUUGCCAAGUGUAUCUGGGUGUCGGGCUAG
This is a messenger RNA of Leishmania braziliensis MHOM/BR/75/M2904, 1050 nucleotides long. Its product is annotated as phosphoglycan beta 1,3 galactosyltransferase 1. Bases 1 to 1050 code for a protein of 349 amino acids. The transcript has a single exon. The record is from RefSeq and is a predicted model, not a curated record. Lineage: Eukaryota; Euglenozoa; Kinetoplastea; Trypanosomatida; Trypanosomatidae.